Acomys russatus (golden spiny mouse) is the source of this 1639-nucleotide messenger RNA. RefSeq names its product potassium voltage-gated channel interacting protein 4 (gene Kcnip4). Gene Ontology annotation, biological process: regulation of potassium ion transmembrane transport. Lineage: Eukaryota; Metazoa; Chordata; Mammalia; Rodentia; Muridae. The coding region runs from base 441 to 1142 and encodes 233 amino acids. Gene Ontology annotation, molecular function: potassium channel regulator activity; calcium ion binding. The record is from RefSeq and is a predicted model, not a curated record. Gene Ontology annotation, cellular component: voltage-gated potassium channel complex. The transcript has 8 exons.
CACUCAGCCCUGCCCAAACCGGCACCAUCAGCGGGUGGUGUGCUAGCUCUCCUCCGGGCCAAGUUCCUUGGGAGUGUCUCUUCUCCGCGGACCCUGCAAAGUCUAGGUUCUCCAACAGAUGUUUCUCCCUCAGCUCUGAACUCAGAACACCCACCUGCCGGCGGCUGCAGCGCAGGGUCUGGAGCCUGGAUGCUGUGGCUGAACUGAGCCCCCCUCCAAGCAAAUGCAAGCAUCAGCAUGAAAGGCUGGACUUUAGCCCAGGUCUGUCCUCACCCUGGGGGGCCGCCUGCUUGGCUCUGUUCAUCUGAGAGGAGCCGCUGCUCACUUUCCCCCCUUGCAAGUCUUUGUUCCAAGCCAGACAUUGCUCGGAUUCUCUAAUUAACUCCCUCCACUCCAAAGGGGUCCGGAGGCUGGGAUGCUCUGAGAUCAGAGCUUAGAGGAUGCUGACACUAGAGUGGGAGUCGGAAGGACUGCAAACAGUGGGUAUUGUUGUGAUUAUAUGUGCAUCUCUGAAGCUGCUUCAUUUGCUGGGACUGAUUGAUUUUUCGGAAGAUAGCGUGGAGGAUGAACUGGAAAUGGCCACAGUCAGGCAUCGGCCUGAAGCCCUGGAGCUGCUGGAAGCCCAGAGCAAAUUCACCAAGAAAGAGCUUCAGAUUCUUUACAGAGGAUUUAAGAAUGAAUGCCCCAGUGGUGUUGUUAAUGAAGAAACUUUCAAGGAGAUUUACUCGCAGUUCUUUCCACAGGGAGACUCCACAACAUAUGCACAUUUUCUGUUCAAUGCGUUCGAUACGGACCACAAUGGAGCAGUGAGCUUUGAGGAUUUCAUCAAAGGUCUUUCCAUUUUGCUUCGAGGGACAGUACAAGAAAAACUCAACUGGGCAUUUAACUUGUAUGACAUAAACAAAGAUGGCUACAUCACUAAAGAAGAAAUGCUGGACAUAAUGAAAGCAAUAUACGACAUGAUGGGGAAGUGCACGUACCCUGUCCUCAAAGAAGAUGCUCCCCGACAGCAUGUGGAGACAUUUUUCCAGAAGAUGGACAAAAAUAAAGAUGGCGUCGUUACCAUAGAUGAGUUCAUUGAAAGUUGCCAAAAAGAUGAAAACAUAAUGCGUUCCAUGCAGCUCUUCGAAAAUGUCAUCUAACGUGUCAGCACAUCCUUUCCUGAAGAGGCCAAUGGGAACUACUCUACACACAUACAAGAUGGAGUUACCACUUCUAGCAUAGAUUGCUCAGCUUUCCACUGAGGCGUAUUAUGCAAACAGCUUUGUUUUAAUAUAAAACCAGCUGCCCGCCCCCCCAAAGAUUUAAGUUUUCCAGUUACAAAUUUACAUCUUUUCCACAGUGUCACUAGGGUCACGAAAUGUGCUAACUUGUUUCAUACUCAGAAUAUUCAAAAGGCACAGAAUCUGGAAGAGCUUUGAGCCUUAGCCAUGUAUUACUGAGGCUUUCACAGAUCAGUGAUUUUAAAACACCAGUGGGUUUUCCUAUUUGUUUAUAUGUAUUUAGUCCUGGACUUUAAAUGGUUUUCUAAAAUAUUUACAUCUGCAUUUAAGUUCCAGAAAGCCAAUGAAUUUUAUUUUAAUUCAAUUCAUAUAAUACUAAGAAACAAAAAUUACUAAAAAUUAAAAACAAAACAAAA